This is a messenger RNA of Echinostoma caproni, 193 nucleotides long. Lineage: Eukaryota; Metazoa; Platyhelminthes; Trematoda; Plagiorchiida; Echinostomatidae. The record is from the annotation of a GenBank genome assembly.
GCAUCAACAGGAUCGGACCAGGCAGGAGAAAGCGCUAAAAGAACGCCUGAAAAACCGAAAACAUCUGGACGGUCCAGAUCCGGAAUUACCCGAGGAAUCUACCCCAUCGAAAGAAGGCGCGGACCCGACCGGUGAAGAAAAUGAACGCAAAAAGAAAAAAAAAAGUUCCAAAAAAGUUGCUAAAGUGAAGUAA